AUAACAGAUAAUAUAUUUGUUGACACAUCAUUGAGCACUGAGAAAUACCAACCGCAUUAUAAGAGGAUGAGAAACAGAGAUGGAGCAUGAAGAAAAUAUUCAAUCACCAAAUGAGAGUCCACAAACCCUCGCUGCCAAAGACUUAGGAGGGGAACUGAUGUUACAGUCCAGGAUAGAUGAACAAUCUACUUUGACCUGCAUACUGAAGAAAAGAGCAGAUGAAAUACUUCUGCGCUACCAAGCCCUGCAGAAACUGAACUCUGACCUUGAAGACCAAGUUGCCCACAGCCAGAAAGAACUAGCUAAUGAAAAAAAGAAAUCCGAGAUAUUAGCAACUAGAUUCACUUAUCUGGCUGACAACAAUCAGGGAAUCAUUUCUUUCAUGAAGGAGCACAAAAAUCAAAAUGCUAAGCUGCAAUCGGAAAACAGGCGACUGCAGUUGGAAAAUGAUUCCCUCUUUUCACAGAAGCUUCAGGAUAAAGAAGCGCUGGUUGAAAAGCUUGUGCAAGAAAACAAGCUAUUGAGAGAGAAAUGUGCACUUAAUGAAAAGAAAAGCAGGGAGAUAUUAGCUGGAUAUGAAACAAAGCUCAGAGAAAAAGAAGUCCAACAUCAAGCCAAGGAGGAGUCGCUACUGAAACAGUUGAUUGAUGCACAACGAAAGCACAAAGAAGCUUUGGAGAGCUGUAACGAUUUGAAGCAUAAACUUGCAGAAGCCGAAGAAGAACACAAGCUAAAGGAAAUAGAAAUGACAGAAACCAUAACGACUUUAACCAGAGGAAAAGGCAAACUGUUGGAAAUUUCUAGAGAAAGAGGCAAAGUAAUCCAGGAAACACAGGAACAAAUUCAAAAGUUGGAAAGAAAAUUGAAAGAGGAGGAAAAGGCCAGAGUUCGAGCACAGGAGAGAUUUGCAUCAGAGGCAGAAGCAGUAAAUGCAGACAGACGAGUGAGGUCACUCACAGCCGCUCUUGACAGAUCCACGUCUGAGUUGCAGGAGCUGCAGAAGGAUUUUGAUGCUUUCAAGAAAUACAGUGCCAAUCUGCUGACAAAGGAGAGGGAGCUGAAUCAAAAACUUUGCUAUAUCAAUUUUUAAGUCUUUGCAGCAUCUGUAUGUGGGUUUUUUUUAACAAUAAAAUAUGC
Messenger RNA from Cyprinodon variegatus (sheepshead minnow), 1137 nucleotides. Its product is annotated as coiled-coil domain-containing protein 89-like. Lineage: Eukaryota; Metazoa; Chordata; Actinopteri; Cyprinodontiformes; Cyprinodontidae. The transcript has 7 exons. Bases 80 to 1090 code for a protein of 336 amino acids. The record is from RefSeq and is a predicted model, not a curated record.